Brettanomyces bruxellensis is the source of this 4857-nucleotide messenger RNA. RefSeq lists its product as uncharacterized. The record is from RefSeq and is a predicted model, not a curated record. The transcript has a single exon. Gene Ontology annotation, biological process: DNA-templated transcription. Gene Ontology annotation, molecular function: DNA-directed RNA polymerase activity; DNA binding. The coding region runs from base 1 to 4857 and encodes 1618 amino acids. Gene Ontology annotation, cellular component: RNA polymerase I complex. Lineage: Eukaryota; Fungi; Ascomycota; Pichiomycetes; Pichiales; Pichiaceae.
AUGGAUAUGGCAAAACCUGUGGGAUCAGAGAUCUCGUAUGUGGAUUUCAGCGUGCUAACACCGGAGGAUGUGAGAAAAGUGUCAGCUAAGCAGAUCACGAAUCCAACAGCAUUUGACAGCUUGGGCCACCCAGUUCCGGGCGGAUUGUACGACUUGAGGCUAGGUGCGUUUUUGCACAACACGUGUGCGACAUGUGGGCUAGAUGAGAGGUACUGUCCAGGCCACCAGGGCCACAUUGAGUUGCCCGUUCCGGCAUACAACCCACUUUUUUUCAAGCAGAUGUUUGUGCUUUUGAGGGGGAGUUGUGUGUACUGCCACCACUUGAAGAUGCGGAGCAUCGACGUUCAUGCGUACGAAUGCAAGUUGAGGUUGAUCCGGUACGGAUUGCUACUCGAGGCAUCGCAGAUUGACCGGAUAAGACUGGAGGAGAGAGAAAUGGAGUCCGGCCGAGAUGAGGCGGAGGAGGCGGGCAACAUGGCAGAGGAGGAGGAGCAGAUCGGCCGGGAGGCCGAGAAAGUGGGCCGGACGUUUGCGACGCGGAUGACGGCGUCGGCAGAGAGCCGGUUGCGGGAGAAAAGAGAGCUUUUCGUGUACGAGAGCGUGCACCGGGCAAUUGAAGAGGGAAGAACGACCAAGAGCGGCGUGAGCACGGGCACAGUGCUCGAGGCACGGAAGGCAGUGAUCAAGGACCUGGAGCGGCGGGUGGUGGCGAAGCCGCGGUGUGAGAACUGCAUGAUGUACAGCCCGAAGUUGCGGUGUGACGGAUUCUCGAAGAUUUUCGCAUCGGCAUUGUCGGAGAAGCAGCUGGUGAACAACCGGGUAAAGGCGGUGAAAGUGGCAGGGGCAUCGAGCGUGGACAUUGCCCCUCAGGCUGGGUCGCGGUACGUGCUUUCGGCGGAGGUGCGGGAGGUGCUGGAUGCGGUUUUUGUCGUGGAGCAGCCCGUGGUGGAGACAAUUUUCCACUCGAGGCCCGGCGGCGGCCAGAAAGUGGCCGGGGACAUCUUCUUUGUAUCCGUGCUGGUGGUGCCGCCCACGCGGUUCCGGCUGCCGCAGAAGUUGGGCGACGAGGUACAUGAGAAUGCACAGAACGAGCUUCUCUCGCGUGUUUUGAGCACUUCGAUGCAGAUCAAGGAGUUGAACGAGCAGUUUUUGGGCCUGCAGAAGGACGUGGCCGGCGAGGAGCGGAAGCUGGUGUUCAACCGGUUGAUGAACGCGUUUGUGACGUUGCAGAACGACGUGAAUGGAGUGAUGGACGCGACGAAGAACCAGAACCCAGCAAACGCGCAGACUGGGCUCCCGGGCAUCAAGCAGGCGUUGGAGAAGAAGGAGGGCCUCUUCCGGAAGCACAUGAUGGGCAAGCGGGUGAACUAUGCGGCGCGGUCGGUGAUUUCGCCGGACCCGAUGAUCGAGGACAACGAGAUCGGGUUGCCGCCGGUUUUCGCGACGAAGUUGACGAUUCCGGAGCCCGUGACGGCGUACAACGUGGCAGAGUUGCGGCGGUGCGUGGAGAACGGGCCGGACAAGUGGCCCGGGGCCACGCAGGUGAAAGAUGAGGCCGGCGUGGUGACGAGUUUGGCCGGGAUGACGCUGGAGCAGCGGAAGGCGGUUGCCCGGCAGCUGCAGACGCCCGCGGUGGCUGGCACGGGGUCCAACACGGCGGGCAUGGCAGGAAACGCGGUCAACAAGCAGGUUUUCCGGCACAUUCGCAACGGCGACGUGGUGAUCAUGAACAGGCAGCCCACGCUCCACAAGGCAUCCAUGAUGGGCCACCGGGUCCGGGUGUUGCCCAACGAGAAGACCAUCCGGAUCCACUAUGCCAACGGUGGGCCGUACAACUGUGAUUACGACGGAGACGAGAUGAAUCUGCACUUCCCACAGGGACAACUUGCCAGGGCCGAAUCGUACACGUUGGCCAGCACGGACUCGCAGUACUUGACGCCGACGUCGGGGUCGCCGGUGCGUGGGUUGAUCCAGGACCACCUCUCGACGGGUGUGUGGAUGACGAGCAAGAACACAUUCUUCACGCGGGAGCGGUACCAGGAGUUGGUGUACGGGUGUGUGCGGCGGCACCAAAAUGCCGGUGCCGGCGGUCGGAACUUCCGGAUUCGGACACUCCCCCCAGCCAUCUGGCUCCCGGCCCCACUGUGGACCGGAAAGCAGGUCAUCUCGACGGUUUUGCUCAACGUGCUGCCCCAGGGCGUGCCCGGCUUGAACAUGCAGUCGCGCAACAAGAUCAAGAACGAGUACUGGGGCGAGGGCUCGCACGAAAACGAGGUUUUGUUCAAAAACGGCCAGCUUUUGUGCGGCACACUCGACAAGUCGCAGUACGGCUCGUCCAAGUACGGGCUGAUCCACGCGAUCCACGAGACGUACGGCCCGCACGUGGCCCAGCGGACACUCUCGGCAUUGGGCCGGUUGCUCACGAACUACGAGCAGUGGAUCGCCUUCACGUGCGGUAUGGACGACAUGGAACUUACCGGGUCAGGCAACACGGUGCGGGCCAAUAUCCUACGCGGGGCCCGCGAAGCUGGCCGGCAGGCGGCCGCCGAGGUCACCAACUUGUCGCCCGGCAUCUCGGCCGCCAACCCGGAGUUCCACCGCCGGUUGGAGGAGGUGCUCCGUGACCCUCACAAGCACGACAUCUUGGAUGCCGUGACGAUGUCGAAAGUGAACGCCAUCACGUCGCAGGUAGUGUCUGCGUGCGUGCCAGCCGGUACCGCGAAGAAGUUCCCGGAGAACGCGAUGCAGUCGAUGGCGUUGUCGGGGGCCAAAGGUUCGACGGUCAACGUUUCGCAGAUCAUGUGCUUGUUGGGCCAGCAGGCGUUGGAGGGCCGCCGGACCCCAGUGAUGGCCUCGGGCAAGACACUCCCGUGCUUCAAGCCGCUUGAGACCGACGUCCGGGCCGGCGGAUACAUCGAGAACCGGUUCUUCUCGGGCAUCCGGCCCCAGGAGUACUACUUCCACUGUAUGGCGGGCCGAGAGGGCCUUGUGGACACCUCCGUCAAGACGGCCAACUCCGGCUACUUGCAGCGGUGCUUGACCAAGCAGCUCGAGGGGGUCCACGUGGCCUACGACAACACCGUGAGGAACGCGGACGGAAGUGUGGUCGAGUUCCUGUACGGUGGAGAUGCCGUCGACGUGACCCGCGAGUCCUACCUGUACAAGUUCGACUUCUUCUACGACAACUACACGGCUCUUUUGCAGCGCUACAGCCCCUCCAGCAUCGACCAUCUCGACGUCGACACUGCCGGCCGGUACUCGAAGAAGUACCGCAAGUCCUUGCAGGCUCAGAAAUCGCAGCCUGCCUGGAACCAGACCUACCGCCGCGACCCCACGAUCUCCGUCUACAACCCGGCCAAGUACUUGGGCUCGGUGUCCACGCGGUUCGAGGACCGCCUCGACAGCUUCAUCGAGCACAACAGACACCUGUUCAUGGGCCACGGCCAAUCAAAAUCGCUUCUCUCGGCCCGCAAGUUCAAGGCUCUCAUGCAGUUGAAGUACAUGCGGUCCUUGAUCGACCCGGGCGAGGCCGUCGGCAUCAUCGCCGCCCAGUCGAUCGGCGAGCCGUCCACGCAAAUGACCUUGAACACGUUCCAUUUCGCCGGCCACGGUGCAGCAAACGUCACCUUGGGUAUCCCCAGGUUGAGAGAGAUUGUCAUGACCGCCUCCCGCCACAUCAAGACACCCCAGAUGGCCCUGCCGCUUCGUGCCGACGUCGACGACGCGUCGGCCGAUGCCUUCUGCAAGAGCAUCACUCGACUUACGCUCUCCGAGUUCAUUGACGACGCAACCGUCGUCGAAACCACCGCCGACCCAAGCUCUCUUCACAGCACGCGGUCCUACGACAUCCGGCUCGAGUUCUUCGACUCCGCCGACUACCGGGCCGAGUACGACGUCACGGAGGCCGAGUUGGAGCGUGUGAUUGCCGAGAAGUUCAUCACGAUGCUCGAGAAGGAGAUCUCGGCCGAGGUCCGCAAGCAGCGGCGCGAUGGCACGAGCGAGAUCUCGCUGGGAGUGGAGGAGAAGGUGGAGAAGGAGAAGGAGGAGGAGGAGAAUGAGGAUAGCAGUGACAGUGAAAGCGAAAGUGACAGUGGAAGUGAAAGUGAAAAUGAAAGCGAAAGCGAUAGCGAUAGCGAUACUGACAGUGACAUCGACAUUGACAAUAAGAUUGCUUCCAACCACCUCUCCAAAAAAGCUAAGGACAGACAGGAAGACGUCAUCACAUCCCAUGAAUUCGUCUCCGCCUACAACUUCGACGACAAACAUGGCCGCUGGUGCAGCUUCAGACUCCAGCUCUCCGGAGACACCCAGAAGUUGCUCAUGGUCAACAUCGUCGAGCAAAUCUGCAAGGACUGCGUCGUCAGAGAGGUCCACAACAUCGGCAGGUGCCUUCACGAGGAAGGUUCCAGGUCUCUGGUCACCGAAGGUGUCAACUUCCCCGCCAUGUGGGAGCACGACUCCUUCUUGGACGUCGACAAGAUCUCCUCCAACGACAUUGCCGCCGUCCUCAGCGUCUACGGUGUCGAGGCUGCCCGGAAUACCAUCGUUAACGAGGUCAUCAACGUGUUCAGCAGGUACGCCAUCGAGGUCUCGUCCCGCCACUUGGAUCUUAUCGCCGACUACAUGACCAGAGAGGGCAACUACUUAGCCUUCAACCGCCAGGGCAUCGACAGCUGCACCUCCGACUUCAUGAAGAUGUCCUACGAGACCACCUGCCAGUUCUUGACCAAGGCCGUGUUGAACGGCGACCGCGAGCCUUUGCAGUCUCCUUCUGCCAAGCUAGUCGUCGGAAAACUCAACGGCAGUGGAACCGGCAGCUUUGACGUGCUUGCCAAGAUGCCUGUUGCCCAGAACUAG